Magnolia sinica is the source of this 1574-nucleotide messenger RNA. RefSeq names its product shikimate O-hydroxycinnamoyltransferase-like. Gene Ontology annotation, molecular function: acyltransferase activity, transferring groups other than amino-acyl groups. Bases 104 to 1297 code for a protein of 397 amino acids. The transcript has 3 exons. NCBI's taxonomy places the organism in Eukaryota, Viridiplantae, Streptophyta, Magnoliopsida, Magnoliales, Magnoliaceae. The record is from RefSeq and is a predicted model, not a curated record.
CACCUCGAUAAAUACCAAUAGUCGUAUCUCUCUAAGAUAGCCGCUUUCAUCUCUCUCUCUCUCUGUCUCUCUCUCAUCAGUCUCCUCCUUCAAAGGUGAGAAGAUGAUCAUCAAUAUCACAGAGUCGUCCAUGGUGCAACCAGCACAAGAUGCUCCAAUACCUAUCCUACGACUCUGUACCCUGGAUCAGGUGAUGUUGAGAAUGCACAUCCCAACCAUCUAUUUCUACAGGCCCACCAAUGGAUCUUCCAACUUCUUCGAUCCUGAAGUGCUCAAGUCUGCACUGAGCGAAUCCCUAGUCCCAUACUACCCUAUGGCCGGAAGGCUGAGGAAAGACGAGGAUGGACGGCUGGAGAUCGACUGCAAUGGAGAAGGUGCUCUGUUCGUCGAGGCGUACACAGAUUCAGUUAUCGAUGAGUUGGGAGACUUCACGCCAACACCAACGUCAGAACUUAAAUGUCUCGUUCCAAGGGUUGACUACAACAAGGACAUGUCUUCUAACCCUAUCCUCGUAGUGCAGGUGACUUACUUCAAAUGUGGAGGCGUCUCACUAGGUGCGGCCUCCACCCACGUAGUUGCAGACGGUCCUUCACAGUUCAAUUUCAUCAAACACUGGGCAGAAGUAGCUCGCGGGAUCGAACCCACCAUCCAACCAUUCGUCGACCGAAGUAUAGUACGAGCUCGGGACCCACCCACACCAUCCUUCAAACACAUCGAAUUCCAACCACCACUUCUCAUGGACAACCCCCCAAAAUCCCCCAUGGAAAACAGACCUGCCGUCGCCCUCUUAAAAAUCUCUUCCGACCAGCUAAACCUCCUCAAAUCCAAAUGCAAAGAUGAAACAAACGACAAUGUUAGAUACAGCUCCUUCGAAGCUCUAACCAGUCAUGUAUGGCAGUGCAUGUGCAAAGCUAUAGAAAUCCCCAAAGACCAACAGACUAGAAUCUUCAUCCCUGUAAAUGGACGAGCACGUCUCCGUCCAGAACUUCCAUUGGGCUUUUUCGGCAAUGCCAUUUUUACAACCACAUCAUCUGCAGCCGCAGGCGAUAUCGCUUCAGAGCAACUACCAAAUACGGUAGCUAGAAUUCGUGAUUCGUUAGUACGGAUGGAUGAUGAGUACCUUAAAUCGGCAUUGGAUUACUUGGAAGUCCAACCUGAUCUGACACCGUUCAUUCGUGGGUCUGUCCCGUUGGGCCAUCCAAGCGUUUCUAUAGUGAGUUGGGUGCAGCUACCUGUCUAUGAUGCGGAUUUUGGGUGGGGCGCCUAUGUAUAUGGGUCCAGUUGCAAUUUUCUUUGAAGGUCAGGCAUUCGUGCUUCCAGAUUCUACCAAUCGUAGGAGCGUUGUGCUGGCUGUCUCUGUGAGACCGGAAUUCAUGGAAUCCUUCCAGAAGUAUUUCUGGGAGUUUGAGAAAUAGAGGGUUUUUUGUGGGACCCACAAAUAAAAAUGUUUCUACAAAUGAUAUAUAUGAGGGGUGUUGGUAAUUCACGUUCGUUUGUUUGUGUUUUGAUAUGGUGAGUUACAAGAUUCUCUAGUGUAACAUUGGAGUCGUGUGGAAGGUACUUCACAUCGCAAA